Moneuplotes crassus is the source of this 2249-nucleotide messenger RNA. Lineage: Eukaryota; Ciliophora; Spirotrichea; Euplotida; Euplotidae. The record is from the annotation of a GenBank genome assembly.
AUGAACUCAGAGUACCGUGUCAUCGACGCAUUGGAUAAGAAGAUCGUGAUCCAGGAGUUACAAAUGACCAAACCUUUUGAAUCGCAAGAGAAGGUUGAUUUACAAAGAAAAAUUGAGAUUAAAUAAUGGGACAAGAAAUGGAACUUUAGAAGGGAUGUCAACUCAACAACAAGAAAGGAACAAAAAAUUGUACUAUUUCCAAAAGGAGAAAGAGCUCCUGAACACUAAAAAGUCAAGAAACCGGAAGAAGUAUGAAGAGGUCGAUUAUAUGAAAUACGACACGGAUCCCAAGAAAAUACCAAAGAUGAUCACUCAGAUCACCAAUAUGUAUAAGACCCAGGUUGGCACUCAGGUUACAGACCAGAAAGAGACCGAACUUAUUGAGGAAAAACUAGUCAAUAAUACAGACUCUAAGUAUUGAGAAAGAAGGAACUCACUUUAUGAGGAAGCAAUAAAGAUCAUACAGAGUAUCUCAAGCAAUAGAAGUAUAUCCGAAGCUCCAGAUGACCUUUAUACAAGCAGGUCUAGGUCGAGGUCAAGGAGUGUUAAUAAUUAUGCCUCUUCUGAAGCAAGGCUACCAGCUAAGGAUUUCAAUAUGGAAUCGAUAAUUGAAAACUCAGAAAAUUCAUCUAAAUACGACGAUGAUAUCGAUAAAAUGUCUCUGGAAAAGAUAGAGAAAAAUGCUCGUAAAAGGCUCUUAUCAAUCAGAGUUCAGAAGGCAGAAUCGAUUGUUAAUAUGCAAUCUUUGAGAAGAGUGCAUGAUUCAAAGCUAAAACUCCAAAAAUAAAAUGCUUCGCAAAAUUGCUGAUGAUAUUAGCAUGAAUAGACUGGAAAUCCUUCAGAACAUGUUCAGCACAGAACUGAAUACUUUCUUUAAGAACUACGAUGACCUCCAUGAAAUAUGUAUCAGACAGGUCCAUAAUGAAUCAAAGCUGAUAAAGAUUGUUUAUGAACAAGAAAAGGUCCUACUCGAGCGUAAAAUUAUGAACCCAUUUGUUAAAGAAGACAACUUUGACUUCAGCGAUGUUGUUAAGAAACAACAAGAUUUGCUCAAAAUGGCUCAGAACAAGAGUACCAAGAAGCUUAAUUGCCACGAUUCUUGCAUAAAUCUCCUAUCACAGAAAGAGCAUGAAUUUGAGACUAUGAAGCUUUUCAAUCAUCAAAUGAUUGAUGAAAUAAACUACUAUAAGAACCAAAUCUCUGAGAAGGAUUUACAGCUUAAAGAGCUCAAGUCUUACUAUGAAGAACAGCAAAAGCUGAAGGAACUAGAAAUAUCUGCCCUUAAAUAAAUCUCAAUUAAUUCAAGUAUCACAAUUACAAAGUAUGAAGCAGUCAAUGGACGAGACUGAGAAAAUAGAUCAAGAUUAUCUCUCUCAACUAGAAGAGAAGGAUAAGUUGAUUCAAGACUUGCAAGCUAAAUUAAAAGAGCUAGCAGAAAAUAAUAAAUUCGAAAUAGAGCCAAUACAAGUUAUCACUAUAGAUAAAUCGAGUAUUGGAACCCAAACAGAAGAAAUAGAAAAGAAAGAGAAGCAAGAAAUUGUACCAAAAAAGCGCAAUAAAAGAACUGAAAGAAUCAACACAGCAUUGUUCGAUAAGAAGAAGGAGACCAGAAAUAGGCCUAUGGUUAAUACAUGGCAGAUAGAGUUCAAGCCGAUCGGAAACACGACUGUAAUAGACAAUUUCACUAAGAAUAACCUCUCUCUUACUAGCAAUAAUGAUGCACUAAUUAAGGAUUGUAAGCCUAUUGCGCCGAAGACGACUCAGAACACUCAGAAUCCUAAAGAGAUUAAGAAUCGUAAAUAACUUAAUCAUGAACAGUCUUGAAAUUUUACAAAAAUAACAUUGAGCAGAAAGAUAAAAAGGAAAGGGAUAGGAAGCCGAAAGCCAACCAUAUCAUAAUCAAGGAGAUCCCUAAUUCUAACCAAAACCAAGUGGUUAUCAAGACAGGAGAGAUGACUAAGGAGUUCUCAAUGUACAAAGGAAUUCUGAAGAAUAUCAAAGAUAACCUUAAAUUAAUGGACUCUACUAAGAAUGUGAUGAAUAAAAGAUCGAAUUCCUCAGUUGAUAAAACCUGAGCGAGGAAUUAUUCUAAUAUUAAAACUAAAAGGAAGAGAUGAAACUCUUCAGAUGCAACAUCCAGUCAGAUUGUGAAGAGAAUCAGAGUACAAAGCGCGUAUCUGACGAAAAAGAAUAACUUAUUUGGUAGCUCGGGUGAGUAUGGGAAACCAUAUUAAAAACAAACAUAUUAA